AUGGUUCUCACAGAUUACACCUACAUCUUUGCCAUCGGCACCAUCUUUUCUCUCCUGGAGGCCUACAAUAAUGGAGCCAAUGAUGUGGCCAACUCGUGGGCAACGAGCGUUUCCUCCCGGUCCAUCUCGUACCGCUGGGCCAUGAUCCUCGGUACCGUCUUUGAGAUGAUCGGCGCCAUCACGGUGGGUGCCAGGACGGCCUCGACCAUCAAGAACGGCAUCAUCCCUAUCGACGCGUUCCAGGGCAACGCGGCCGUGCAGCUGCUGGCCUUUGCCUGCGCGUCCGCUGGCGCCUCGACGUGGGCCAUGUGGUGCACCCGGCACUCGGCCCACGUCUCGUCCACGUAUUCGCUCAUCUCGUCGCUGGCCGGCGUGGGCAUCGCCGCCGUCGGGGCCGGCCAGGUCCAGUGGGGCUGGAAUGGCGGUCAGGGGCUGGGGGCCAUCUUCGCCGGGCUCGUCGUGGCGCCAGCCUGCGCCGCCGGGUUCGGGGCCGUCAUCUUCUCCACCAUCCGCCUGGUCGUGCACGUGCGCAGGGACCCCGUCGCCUGGGCCGUGUGGACGUCGCCCUUCUUCUUCCUCAUCUCCGGCACCGUGUGCACCCUGUCCAUCGUGUACAAGGGGUCCCCACGGCUCAGCCUCGCCGACGAGCCGGUCUGGUACAUCGCCUCCGUGACGCUGGGCGCCGGCUUCGGCCUGUCCGCCCUGUCGGCCGUCUUCUUCGUGCCCUGGGCCCACGCCAAGGUCGUCAAGAGGGACCAGCGCCUCCGCGUCUGGGACCUGGUCCGAGGCCCGCUCCUGUGGAGGAGGCCCGCCGCCGAGGACUCCUCCGCCGAACCCAAGGUGCCCGACUACGCCGUCGUCCAGGACGACUCCGGCUCCGUCACCGCCGCCACCACCUCCGCCACCACCGGCGCCGGCACCUCCGAGGCCAAGGAUGCCACCGUCGUCAACACCCCCAUCGAGGCCUCCUGCACCGCAGACCCGGAGCGCCAGCAGCCCACCCAGGACGAUUACAAGGACACGGUCAGGAGGGAUCGGGAACGCUUCCACGUCAAGCUGCGCCGGCGCCGCGGCGCCCUGGGCUGGGCCAUGCGCACGCUCCACGAGAACGCCAUGGGCGCCGGAUCCGUGUACGAGAGGCACAACGUCGUCGCCCUAUUCAGGCGGCUGCCCGCCAUGGCAGUCGCCGCCCUCCUGUACGGAAUCAGCUACGACAUCCACGCUGCCCAGACCGGCAUCUCAGGCACCCCCGAGGGUCGCCGUAUGGAGCGUGUCUACUCGUACGCCGAGAAGUACCCCAACCCGGUCGAGCACCUGUACUCGUUCGUGCAGGUCCUGACCGCCUGCACGGCCUCGUUCGCCCACGGCGCCAACGACGUGGGAAACGCCGUCGGUCCCUGGGCCGCCAUGUAUGCUACCUGGUCCACCUCGAGGCCGGCCGAGGAGGAGACACCCGUGCCCAUCUGGCAGCUCGUCGUCAUCUCCGGCACUCUGUCUAUCGGUCUCGUCACCUACGGGUACAACAUCAUGAAGGUCAUGGGCAACAAGAUCACCUACCACUCCCCCAGUCGCGGAUCGUCCAUGGAGCUCGGCGCCGCCAUCACCGUCCUCGUCUUCUCCCAGCACAAGCUCCCCGUCUCGACCUCCAUGUGCAUCACCGGUGCCACCGUUGGCGUCGGCCUGUGCAACGGUACCUUGAAGGCUGUCAACUGGCAGAGGGUCCGUCUGCUCGUCUUUUCGUGGUUCAUGACCAUUCCCGUUGCUGGGUUGAUCGGUGCAUGUCUCAUGGGCGUUAUGCUCAACGCUCCUCACUUUUAA
Geosmithia morbida is the source of this 1818-nucleotide messenger RNA. Its product is annotated as solute carrier family 20 (sodium-dependent phosphate transporter). The record is from RefSeq and is a predicted model, not a curated record. Gene Ontology annotation, biological process: phosphate ion transmembrane transport. The transcript is spliced from 3 exons. The coding region runs from base 1 to 1818 and encodes 605 amino acids. Lineage: Eukaryota; Fungi; Ascomycota; Sordariomycetes; Hypocreales; Bionectriaceae. Gene Ontology annotation, cellular component: membrane.